Anguilla anguilla (European eel) is the source of this 3496-nucleotide messenger RNA. RefSeq lists its product as uncharacterized. Bases 642 to 2639 code for a protein of 665 amino acids. Gene Ontology annotation, molecular function: interleukin-17 receptor activity. The record is from RefSeq and is a predicted model, not a curated record. The transcript is spliced from 17 exons. NCBI's taxonomy places the organism in Eukaryota, Metazoa, Chordata, Actinopteri, Anguilliformes, Anguillidae.
UAAACAUGUUCAUAAUUCUAAUAUAGGCUAUAUGUUGUAAUUCUUCCUAGAUACAAUUUAAAAAGGUUUGCAUCCAGUUGGACCAAACAGUCCUCAGCUUAUAAACGCCCACGUCACGCUUGCCACACUUCUUCCAGGAACGCACACACACACUCUCUCUCUCGCUCACUCUCUCGUAUGCGUCUGGGAUGUGUAUUCGUGUGAAUCUAAAAGUGCGUGCGCGUGUGUUCGGUGUUCUGGACACUUCUAAAUAACGAAAUAUCUUCCUUCAAGCACAGAAAAGCGGAACAAAUAGAGUCAUAUGACAACCGUGAAGCUGUGGUGGAACUAGAACUGGUGUGGCUAACUUGUUCUUUUAAUUUCACAUUUUUUUUACACCGAUGGGUAAAAAAGGCAUUGGUCCUGCCAGAGGUCUCAAUUUACCAUAGGUAACCUGUAGGUAAUCCUGUUUGCCAGCCGACCGUUUUGGGAAAAUAUCGUGUAAUGAUCCAGGAUGUUGGAAGCCGGCCAAGACCUUGCUCAACUCACUGACUGGAAAUAAACAGUGGCCCCGGGAAGUUGAAGCCACUCGAAGAACGGGUGUGGAAUUAAACUGAUUUUCCAGUUAGCGAUUAUGAGAGACCACACGUCAGGCGGGAUCAAUGACACUUUCGCGCGACCAGCUGGCCGUGGGCCUGCUCUACCUGUCUUGGAGUCUGUGGGCUUCUGCUGCUGUCUUGGAAAAGAUCGAAUUCGAUGAGGUUCCGUGUGUCACCUGCGAAAAGGGUCUGAUUGGCUGCAGAGUAGAAGAUGAGGUUAUCCAGAGGCCUGAUUCUGAUUAUGUGUAUGUGAGAAAACUGGAUGCCGGGGCCUUUCUCUGCUGUAGAAGAGGGAAAGACUGCAGACCCUGUCUACGGAUCCAAACCCACAUCACCAGCAAUGGUCUCCUGGAUGACAGUCAGCUGUCUGGCAAUGAUGAUGAUGAACAGGCACCAGAGGAAGGUUUUGUGAGUUUGUGCUGCAACAUCCCGAAUGGUUGGCCUGUGUGCAAGAGGGUGGAAUUCAAACUGCCUCCUCCUGCUCUGGAGGAGCAUCGCAACACAGAGGCUGAGUUCUCUCUCUCUCUGCUGGUGUUCGAUAAGAUAUAUUUUGGCAGCCAGGUGCUGGUGUCAGCACAAACCCAGAAUCAAACCAUAAUUAUACCUUCGGAGAGCGACGUAUGUUCUUCAGAGCUGCGGGCAUAUGUGCAGGAGUGCAGUGUCCCCCCACUACAAACUGUAAUUGACAAGGAGAAGAAAGUGGCCUUACUAAAAUUGGACCAGGAGGACAUAAAGUCCACCUCUCCAGUGGAAAUAUGUCAAAAAUAUGGAGAAGCUGGCGAGUGCAGAUAUCAGAAAUGGAAUGGGACAAAUAUAUCCAUUCCUCUGGACUCUGUUGCCUUCUGCCUUUGCUUCCAGGUCAGGAGAAGAGAUGGCGGUCUGGCUUGGGAGACGUGCCCUUUCUGGAGUUCUAGAGAAUUUCUUGAGAGAACAUGGAAAAGGGUGCAGGUAUCGAUAGCCCCAGCUCAGACUAACAUUGGCAAGCCGGCGUUGGCCUGGAAACUCACUGCCUCCUGCAGGCUAGAGGCUGAACUCUGGCUGUGCAGGAUGGGAGAAGUCGGACAAGAGUGCAGAGAGGUGGAAGGUUCCAGGCAGCAGGUGGAGAACAGGAGUUGGGAAGACUGGCAGACGGACCUCCAGGGCCACUGGGUAAAAGGGGAAUUCCUCAGCAUUGUUCCCCACCCGUCUUUGUGUGUGCAGGUGCAAGUGAAUGGGAUGGACAGACCACUGGAUCCCAAGUGUCCCUUUUCUACCUCUAGGAGGCGUUGGAUCUUCCCUGUUGUGCUGAGUGCACUAAUGAUCUGUAUGGCUGUCCUAGGAGCAUGCCGUCUCCACAGCAGUGUCAAAGACUGGGUGAGCCGCUGGUGGAAAGGCAAUGGUGUAAGAGGGGCAGUGUGCAAGAGAGAGGUGGUGCUGCUGUGCCCCCCAGAUUUGGACCCCACCUUGGCAGCGCUCGUGUCACGGCUGGGCACAGCACUGCGCACUCUGGGCUUCGGUGUGACGGCGGACCUGUGGAGCCGGGCAGAGUUGGGGGCCUUGGGGCCUGUGCCCUGGUUGCAUGGCCAACUGGACCGCCUGGGGAGAGCGGGAGGCCAGGUGGUGCUCAUACUGACCCGGGCAGCAUGGGAGAAAGUGGGGCAGUGGGGUGGGGCUGCGGGUGGGGCCAAGGAGAAAGAGCAGGGGAUGUCUCCAUACGCAGAUGUUUUCAGUGCUGCGCUGAACUGCCUUCUGGCAGACCAGCUACAGGGUGGCAGCAAAGGUCGCUUCACCCUGGUGCAUUUUGAGGCCCUGCCCUCCCCCUCCUUCGGCAAGGGUUCACUCGAACCCCUGUCCCUACAUGGACUGCAGCCCUACGCCCUCCCCUUGCAGUCUCUCCCCUUCCUCAUGGAGCUGACAGGCCAGAGUUUGGUGGGGCUUUGGCCUGCUUCGCGGGUGCUGGACCGAGCCCUGAGGGGGCAUGGUGAGGAGAGCACAGGGCCAGGAGACACAGGGGAGGCCAUGGCCCUGAUGGGCAUUCACAUGUCCCAGACACAGAUGGACUGGUUGAAAGACACUCCCUGAUUAAGGGUCUAGCUAGAGGGGUGGGGCUUCCUGAGAGUGGGAAGUAUUUUUGCUGUAAGAGGCAUGUGGAGAACCACUGGGAAAAAAAUGAAGGAGAUUUUUUUUUUUUUUACUUUACAUUCACAUACAUACUCCAACAUACCACAUACACUCCCAGCUGCACUCACGCGCACAGUCACACCAACAAAUGCACUUGAAUAGACACGUGUGCACAAACAUUAACAGCACACCAACAAGCUUUUGUUCUGAAAAUUGUAUAUGACUUAAAUGUAAAUAAUGUAUAUUUGAUCAUUUGUAAACAUAGCUGUACAUUUCUUUAUGUUAUAUAAAAUAAAUUUAACUGAAAGACACUUAAUAAAAUAUGACGAUGAUGAUGAUGAUGCAUUCUUAGGGGCCAAGCACCAUAGGUGCAUAGGCACCUAUUGUAUUUGUUAGUUUUUUUUUUUUUUUCACAAUUAGUUUUCCACCAUGGGAGUCUAUGGCAGCCCCUAGAAUCGCUUAGAGCUGCAACAGUAUUGUGUUCAGGAAUCUACAUUCCUCAACUGAGGCCCUUGCCUCCAAAGUGGCUCCUGCUAAGAAUGCAGCAGGGGCCAACGCACUGGUUUGAAAGCCUCAUGUGAUGGCAGAAGUGAAGGCUUCAAUGCUCAAGUUCUGGCCAGUUAGUUGGAGGGAGAGGAGUGCAGCCUCUACAAAACAUCCUACAUCCUGGUAAAUGAGGGGAAACAAGGGUCUGGCGUAGGCUACGCAAGAUUGCUGUCAUGCGUAUGGCAUGACAUCAUCCCAGACCUGAAGACCCGAAGAUCCACUGGGACCGAAAGGUUGUCUUUAAUAAAGGUGUGUAUGGAUGUGUAUUGACA